Aspergillus oryzae RIB40 is the source of this 834-nucleotide messenger RNA. Its product is annotated as aldo/keto reductase family protein. The coding region runs from base 1 to 834 and encodes 277 amino acids. Gene Ontology annotation, molecular function: oxidoreductase activity. The transcript is spliced from 5 exons. The record is from RefSeq and is a predicted model, not a curated record. Lineage: Eukaryota; Fungi; Ascomycota; Eurotiomycetes; Eurotiales; Aspergillaceae.
AUGGCUCCGCUAUCGCUUCAGUCGACCCUUAAAGUAUUGGCAUCAAUACUGACCUGGCGGGGUAGUCCGCCUGAUAUCACAGAAAAAGUGACCCUGAAGGCCUUAGAAACUGGCUACCGCCAUGUCGACAGCGCCAAGUACUAUGCGAACGAAGCCGAAUGCGCCGAAGCUAUCCGCAAGUCGGGAAUCGACCGCUCCAAGAUCUUCUACACAACCAAGGUCCCCGUCAGCCACAUGUCCUACGAAAAGGCUAAAGAAGCUAUCGAAGCUAGCCUUGCGGAUGCAGCCGGAAUCGGCUAUAUCGACCUGGUGCUACUCCACGCUCCGUUUGGAGGUAAGGAGGGUCGCCUGGGCGCCUGGCGCGCUCUGGUAGAAGCUCAGAAGACUGGCAAGGUCCGUUCCAUCGGAGUUUCCAACUACGGUAUCCACCACCUCAACGAAUUGGAGGAAUACAUCAACAGCGGUGUGGGUGGCCAGAUCUCAGUCGGCCAGUACGAAAUCCACCCCUGGUGCCCCAGAGAAGACAUUGUCGACUGGCUGAAGAGGCGCAACAUUGUUGUUGAAGCGUAUUCGCCUUUGGUGCAGGCCACUCGUAUGCAGGAGCCCGUUUUGCAGAGUCUGGUCAAGAAGCACAACAAGACUCCCGCUCAGAUCUUGAUCCGGUGGAGCUUGCAGAAGGGCUAUGUCCCUCUCCCCAAGUCAGUGACCGAGUCGCGUAUCAUCGAGAACACGCAAGUCUUCGACUUCGAGCUAUCAGAAGAGGACAUGCAGAGCUUGAAGACAGGAGUAGAUGCACCUGUCUGCUGGGAUCCCGCCAGGGACUCCCGCCUGUGA